Molecule: messenger RNA, 1479 nt
Organism: Trichosurus vulpecula (common brushtail)
Lineage: Eukaryota; Metazoa; Chordata; Mammalia; Diprotodontia; Phalangeridae
Gene: OCSTAMP
Product: osteoclast stimulatory transmembrane protein
Exons: 3
Coding region: 1-1479 (492 amino acids)
Cellular component (GO): membrane
Source: RefSeq, a predicted model, not a curated record
AUGAGGAAUCUCCAGGGGACUGAGGAGCAGCUGAUCAGAAUGGGGAGGUGGCUUUGGCAUUCGGGGCUCCCGAAGACCCAGGUGCUGUUGCUGGCGGCCUGGGAGGUGUAUUCGAAGCCUGUCCCAGCCAGCUGCGGGCAGCUGUUCAUUCAGCUUCUGCUGUGCGCUCUUAUCGCUGGAGCUGCCGGUGGACUCGCCUACACCUGGUUGGCUGCUUCCCUGGCGUACCCAGUAAGGACCUCUGCGACAGGAGCCACGGCUUGCGGCUUCUUGCUUUUCCUGGCCCUGGGUCUAGUCCACCCAGCCCGGUGUCUGCUUGCCAUCACUGUGCCCACAUUAGGCACGAGGCAGGGCCGCCGCCUGCUGCUGUCAUCUGCCUUUGCCGAGCUGGCCACCCACGUGGUACCCAACAUUCUGGCCAAUGUGGGUGCUACCACCCAGGUGCUGAGAUGCGUGGCCCAGGGCUCUCUGGAGAGCCUACUCAAUUCUACCCGCCAGUUAGAGGCAGCCACAGUGGCCCUGGACCGGGCAGCUGGGCGGGCAGGGGGCCAGGGACUGUCUCUUGAGACCCCCAGCAACUGCUCAGCCCUGUAUAUCCAGAUGCUUGUGGCCACCCAGAGAGUCUACGAGGAUGUCUCAGCCCUGGAAGCAUUGGUCCAGGGAUUGGCUCUGGGCACCAACAGGGUACUGGCUGGAGUCUUCAUAUUCUCGCUCCUGUCUGAGUCGAUGUGCUACCUGAAGGGCUAUCUGACUGACCUGCAGUUCGAUAACCUUUAUAACAGCAAACAGCUGGAGCAGCUGCUCAGAGAGAGCCAGGACAGUCCCCUGGCAGCCUCUCCUCCAGCUCUGGUCCUCAGGGUGACUGGCCUGAGGUUCUCCCGGGCUGAAAUUUUCCGCUGCCUCUUCCGCCUGGCAUUUCUGGGUAUGCCCCUGGGGGCCAUGGCUGUGAUUGUGGCUGCAGAUUAUGUGGCCUUCCUUCUGGCAAGCACGGCUAUAGACUGGGCCCAGAAGCUCCCCACACUGCCCAUCCAUCUGACCAUCAAGUACGAUGCCAAGUACACAGUCCUUGCCUUCAUCUCCUUCAUCUUCAAUCAGCCUUCUGAAGAGAGAUCCUUGGACACCUACCAAGACACAUAUAAGUGGGAGCUACGCUUCACCUCAGCCAGUUGCCAGUUGCACCCAGCUCACCCCCCACAAUACACAGCUGCUUUGGCUGCUGGGACCCUCUUCCUCUUUGCUUCUGCCACAGUCUUCCUGGAGACCUAUGCCCGCCGGCUGGGCCACAGAGUGGCUGCCUCCUUCUUCCAGGCUCAGGAGGAGCAGAGGGUCCGAUACCUGUUUGCCCGGCUCCACCGAAAGCAUCAGAAGAGGCAGGUAGAACCCAUACAUGCCCCAGUUUCCCUCUGCUUGUGUUCCCCCAGUCCUCUAGUCUGGGACCAUUCAGACAAGCAAGGAGCUGGGGAUCAAGGAGUACCUUAG